Molecule: messenger RNA, 1884 nt
Organism: Thelazia callipaeda (thelaziosis nematode)
Lineage: Eukaryota; Metazoa; Nematoda; Chromadorea; Rhabditida; Thelaziidae
Source: the annotation of a GenBank genome assembly
AUGGAUAGUUCAACUUCUCCAGGGUCAACAAAACGUAAGGGGAAGUCAUCACCAAGUGCCAAACUGACGAAGGAAGAUGUAUCACGUGAAUCAAAGAAAUCAACGAAGGGUAACGAUACAGAACGCAUGGUAGGCAAAUCACCUUUGAAAAGUGCAUCAUCUUCCGAGCUUUUAACUCAAGUAAAACCCCAAGUAUUCGAUGAACCUGGCCAGUCAGGAAAAGCUAAAUCGGUUCCAGCAACCCAUGAUUCUAAACAGAAGCCUAAGUUAAAGUCUGAAUCACCAAGGAAACCUGAGCAUAGUGUCAAACGAAGAUCUCAGUCAACUUCCAAAUCAUCAUCAAAAACAAAGCAUGUUUCCAAGCCAAAGUCAGAAGUAACAUCAGAGGAUUCGAAAACAGAACAUAUGUCCAGAAUAGAAUCUACAUCAACAUCUAAAUCUUCUCAAAAAACUAAGCAUAGUUCAACAGGGAGAUCUAUGGCAACAUCUGCAUCACCUCAAAAAACGAAACAGGGUUCCAAGCGAAGAUCCAAAUCGGUUUCUGAAGUGCACAGGAAAGAAGGGAGUACUUCUGAACAGACUCUAAUAUCACCCAGAAAACAGCCUGAUGAAUCAAAGGAAAAACGUAAAUCUGGUGAAGAGUCUAGUACUUUUUCUAAGUCACCGCAAAAACAAAAAAAGAAAUCUGAAGCGUCUAGUACAUCACUUCAUUCACCACAAUCAAAAACAAAGCUGAAAUCCGCAGCGUCGCAAAAAGUGUGCAAAGUACAGAAAACAUCGAAACCGGUUUCUACGUCGUCUCUGAAAACAAAACACGAAUCAACAGGCAGGGCGUCUACAUCGCCACGGAAACGAGUGAAGUCUGACUCGAGUUCGAAGUUACAACAGAAAUUCAGAUCGCCCUCUACACCGACACAAACAAAAAAAGUUCGUAUGGAACGAGGAUCAGAUACGGCUUUACGAAAAGAAGAACAAGAACCCACCGAGAAAUCCAGGGCAUCUUCUAAAUCACCACGAAGAUCAGGAAAAGUAUCUACUUCCACUUCUACAUCUCCUAAUAAACCGCGACAAGAUACAGAACAGAAACCCAAGACCAUUUCAAAAGAUUCCCAAGUAGCGAAAAGCAGUUCAAAUAACGACGCAACUUCCAGUUCUCCUAAAAAAAAAAGAAAGAAGUCUAAAGAGGUUUCUACAGUUUCUCAGAAAGUGUCAAAAACAGGACAUGACUCUCAAUCGACUUCCACAUCACACAAGAAAGGAAAGCAAAAACUGACAACGAGUGAUGAGGCAGUAUCCACACGGGUUCGAGAAGUAAAGCAAGAAUCACUGCAGAAAAAACAAAAAAAAGAGAGAUUGACUUCUAAAUUGAAGAAGGAAGAGCAACCAGAAACAGAGGAAAAAAAAAAGAAAAGUAAGAGUUCUAAAUUAAAACGCUCCAUGAAGCAAGAAUCUCAAUCAGAAGAGCGCAAAGAGAAAUCUAGCCCUUCAAUGGAGCAUACACAGCAUGCAUCAAGAUCUCCACGAAAAUCAAGCAAAUCAGGCACAGCUUCGGUUUCAGCUUCCAAGUCGCCACGGAAGGGAGAGCGAGGAUCAAAGAAGAAGCACUCAGAAUCUCAACUGAAACACAAAUCAAAAAAGGCCUCAGAAACAACAAGAAUGCCUCGUAAGUCACCAGAACUCCUCUACACAAUGGAACCGCGUGCCAGAAAAUCUGCCUUGAUGGGAAUAAUAAUAGAACCUGAUUCUUCCCCAUCAACUUCAAAGCAGGAUGUCUCAAAACCACUUUAUAUAUCAGAGUCACCCGAAUCUAGUGCAUCUUCUGAGUCGCCUAGACGUGCGGCCUCUUUGAGGUCAUCAAAAACAAAUCUUGAAAAAUUGGAAUAA